AUGUCUUUGAGGAUCUUCGAAAUCGAUCGUACCCUCGAGGCUUGCCAAGGUCAAAUUUGGGAUCGAGUGAACGGCUACCGCUACUGGCUUGGCGAGCUGGACAAAAAUGAGGCAGGCCUCGAAAACUUCGCAGAGGGCUACAAGAUCUUCGGCUUCAUUCGCGAGAAAGGUGGCUACACGUACAGAGAGUGGUUGCCCAAUGCGAAGCAGGCCUUCCUGAUCGGCGCCUUCAACGACUGGCAAAACUCGACACCUCUGAAGUCCGAGGGCUUCGGGAGGUGGGCGGUGUUCCUCCCAGACAAGGUGGAUGGAUCUCCUGGCAUUCCACACGCUACGCAGAUCAAGGUCCGAGUUGAAGCCAACGACGGCUCCUGGCACGAUCGUGUGCCAGCAUGGAUCAAGUUGGCUUGGCAGGAGCUUCGCUCAAGUUGCGGGGUAAUAUAUAGGGGCCUUAGCAAUUACUAUAUACUAUUUUGGAGGUUCCUUAUUAUAGUUAUUGUAAUGGGCCCCAAAACCCCAUUCUAA
This is a messenger RNA of Symbiodinium sp. CCMP2456, 525 nucleotides long. Lineage: Eukaryota; Dinophyceae; Suessiales; Symbiodiniaceae. The record is from the annotation of a GenBank genome assembly.